Frieseomelitta varia is the source of this 855-nucleotide messenger RNA. It is a transcript of the gene Trs33, whose product is annotated as trafficking protein particle complex subunit 6b. Gene Ontology annotation, biological process: endoplasmic reticulum to Golgi vesicle-mediated transport; regulation of GTPase activity. The transcript is spliced from 2 exons. NCBI's taxonomy places the organism in Eukaryota, Metazoa, Arthropoda, Insecta, Hymenoptera, Apidae. Bases 201 to 728 code for a protein of 175 amino acids. Gene Ontology annotation, cellular component: TRAPP complex; cis-Golgi network; trans-Golgi network. The record is from RefSeq and is a predicted model, not a curated record.
CGCCGUUUCACUGGCGCUGUAAUAAAAGUAUGACAAGUGAGGUUAAGUGUUUGUGUCAUACUGUAUAAAUAGUAAACACAUAAAUAAAUAAUAGUCUUUAUUUUCAUAAAUAUAAAAUAAUCUAUAUGCUAUUCAUACAUUGUAUAUUGAUUAUAUAUUCUAUGUUAUAAUACUACUUUCUGAUUUUUAAAAAUAUCAAAAUGAGGCAACAAAUAAUUGACACGAAAAUUAACUUACAUGCAUCUGGUGAAGCUGAUGAAUGCCUUUUUGAAUAUUUACACGCUGAGAUGGUUAAUUAUGCUCUGAGUAAAUCGUGUAAAAAUAAGGAAGGGGAAGAAGAGCUAUCGCGACUAGAAUGGAUGGGAUUCAGUGUUGGCUACAGAAUUAUUGAACGAUUGACACGGGAAUGGAAUCGAUUCAAAGAUGAAUUGGAUAUGAUAAAAUUUAUCUGUACUGAUUUUUGGUCCAGCCUUUAUCAUAAACAAAUCGACAAUUUAAGAACAAAUCAUCACGGUGUGUAUGUAUUACAAGACAAUUCAUUUCGAUUACUGAAUAAAGUAGGUACUAACAGUAAUAAGCAAUAUCUUCAAGAAACUCCACGUUUAUUGACAUUUACUUGUGGACUUUUAAGAGGAAGUUUAGCAAAUCUUGGAAUUAUUAGCACUGUUAAUGCAGAAAUUUCUACAUUACCAAGUUGUAAAUUUCAUGUACAAGUUCAAAGAAUUUAAUAUUAAUAAAUACAAAGCAGAAUAUGUAUAAUAAAAGUUUAUGUAUGUUGUGAAAGAGUAUCAUAUAGUUGAAUUUUUCAUAAGUAAAAAAGUAUAUUAAGAAAAGAAUAUUAUUUGUAAAGCAAAA